Helianthus annuus (common sunflower) is the source of this 2355-nucleotide messenger RNA. Its product is annotated as putative clathrin assembly protein At2g25430. The transcript is spliced from 2 exons. Gene Ontology annotation, biological process: clathrin-dependent endocytosis; clathrin coat assembly; vesicle budding from membrane. The coding region runs from base 292 to 2196 and encodes 634 amino acids. Gene Ontology annotation, molecular function: phosphatidylinositol-4,5-bisphosphate binding; SNARE binding; 1-phosphatidylinositol binding. NCBI's taxonomy places the organism in Eukaryota, Viridiplantae, Streptophyta, Magnoliopsida, Asterales, Asteraceae. The record is from RefSeq and is a predicted model, not a curated record. Gene Ontology annotation, cellular component: clathrin-coated vesicle; clathrin-coated pit.
CUCACAACAAUUAACACCCAUCGCCAACCCACACACACACCCCAAUUUCCGACACCCCCCGUUAUUCUCUCUCUAGACCCUUCUCUUUCAACCAACCCCAACUCCCCCUACCUGCCUUUUUCUCUGCACAAUAUCCAGCUAGUAACAAUACAUACAUACAUAUAUAUAUAUAUAGAAUUAUAGAGAGAGAGAAAAGUGUCGGCAUCAACUUCAGAUCUAAUCCUUCUCUUCCGAUCUUCACUUCUGUUGCAGAUCAUCAUAAACGGGUUUGUGUGAAGAACAACUAGAACAAUGGCACCGACAACGCUUCGAAAGGCGAUUGGGGCGGUGAAGGAUCAAACAAGCAUAGGAAUAGCUAAGGUAGCUAGUAACAUAUCGCCCGAGCUAAAAGUUGCCAUAGUGAAAGCCACCAGUCAUGACGAUGAUCCCGCUAGCGAGAAGUACAUUAGGGAGAUUCUGCAGCUUACCUCUUCCUCGCGCGGCUACGUGAGCGCCUGUGUUCAUUCGGUGUCCAAACGGUUAAGUAAGACUCGCGAUUGGAUCGUUGCGUUAAAAUGUUUAGUACUUGUUCAUCGGUUGUUGAACGAUGGGGAUUCGAUUUUCCAGCAGGAGAUAAUGUAUGCGACUAGAAGAGGGACUCGGUUGCUUAACAUGUCGGAUUUUCGUGAUGAGGCGCACUCGAAUUCGUGGGAUCAUUCGGCUUUUGUGAGGAGUUACGGGUUUUAUUUGGACCAGAGGCUGGAUUUGAUCGCGUUCGAGAGGAAGCAGGGCGGUGCGGGCAGUGGAGAUCCGGAGAAAUCAGGGGAGGAUCGUUGGAGAUCACCGCAAAACCGCGGGUAUGAUCGCGAUUACGAGUUUCAUGAUGAACCUGGGUACGGAAAUAUGAGGAAAACGAGAUCUUACGGGGAUGUGAGAGAAGGGUCUAGCGGUUCGUCUCAAGAAAAGAAGGAUAUGACUCCGUUACGGGAUAUGAAACCGGAGAGAAUUUUCGGUAAAAUGGGGUAUUUACAGAGACUGUUGGAUCGCGUGUUGUCGUGUAGACCUACGGGUCUUGCGAGAAACAGCAGGAUGGUUUUGGUUGCCAUGUAUCCUGUUGUGCAAGAAAGUUUUAAACUUUACGCUGAUAUAUGCGAAGUUUUAGCUGUUUUGCUUGAUCGGUUUUUCGAAAUGGAACAUCAUGAUUGUGUGAAAGCGUAUGACGCGUAUGCUAGUGCUGCAAAACAGAUUGACGAGCUUAUAGGGUUCUAUAACUGGUGUAAGGAUAUGGGUAUUGCGAGAUCAUCCGAGUAUCCAGAAGUUCAGAAAAUAACCGGGAAAUUACUCGAAACGUUAGAGGAAUUCGUGAGAGAUAGAGCGAAAGCUAUGAAAAGCCCCGAGAAGAAAUUAGAGGUUGUGGAACCGGUUAAGGAAGAAGAGCCGGUUCCGGAUAUGAACGAAAUAAAGGCCUUGCCGGCACCGGAGACCGCUCCUCCACCACCGCCACCACCGGUAGUCGAGCCGCCACCUAAACCGCAAUACACCGGUGAUUUAGUGGAUUUGAGAGAGGAGUCGGUGACAGCUGAUGAUCAAGGAAAUAGAUUCGCGUUGGCGUUGUUCGCGGGUCCGGUAGCGAACAAGGGGAACGGGAACGGGAAUUGGGAAGCGUUUGGAUCGAACGCGGAAGUCACUUCCGCAUGGCAGAAUCCAGCCGCCGAAGCUGGAAAAGCCGAUUGGGAACUUGCAUUGGUGGAAACCGCCAGUAAUCUAGAGAAACAGAAGGCGGCAAUGGGUGGUGGGCUCGACCCGUUACUGUUAAACGGGAUGUACGACCAAGGAAUGGCGAGACAACACGUGAGCACCACUCAGUUAACUGGCGGAAGUGCUAGCAGCGUGGCACUACCUAGCAAGACGGCUACACCGGUUUUGGCACUCCCGGCACCUGACGGGUCAGUUCAACCCGUUGGCGGAGAUCCAUUUGCCGCCUCGUUAAGUGUCCCUCCACCGUCUUAUGUUCAAAUGGCGGAUAUGGAAAAGAAGCAGCAGUUGCUGGUUCAAGAACAGUUGGUUUGGCAACAGUAUGCUAGAGAUGGUAUGCAAGGUCAAGUUAGUUUGAGUAAAAUCAAUGGCGGUGGAUACGUUGCGCCGGGACAACCGCCCAUGAUCCCGUAUGGUGUUCCGCCUGUAAAUGGAUCCGGGUUCUAUUAUCCUACUUAUUGAUGAUGUGUAUUUGUUGUUUUGAUCAUAUGUUGUACCGUUCAUUUGGUUCCACUGUUGUUGCAUUUUUGUUGUUGUGUUAGAACAAAUGAGUAACUAACUAUUUGUAAGUAAAUUAAACUAUUUCUUUUGUGACACUUGGAGGUAAGCUUUAUUCUGUUU